AUGGCUUUCCCUCUCUUCUCUCUCCUCCUCUUAUUUUCUCUCUCCCUCCAACAACCACUCUCUUCCAGUGCAAAUCUCCACAGAACAACCCUCUUCAGAACAGAGCUCAUCUCUGAGCCCAAACCGUUAAUUAACACCCCACCCACUACCUACUUUGAAGUCACCAAACCCAUCGAAGUCCCCAAAACCAAACCUUGCUCAUACCACAUCCUCCAGCAUUACUUUGGCUACACAUAUGAAAAGCCACCAGUGCUUGCCAACUACACACCCCCAUCAAAUUGCGGAUCACAAAACUUUGGGAAGAUCGUCUUUGAAUGGAAAGCAACAUGUAAAGGUAGGCAAUUUGACCGCAUUUUUGGGGUUUGGCUCGGCGGUGUUGAGAUUCUUAGAAGCUGCACGGCGGAGCCCAGAGCUACUGGAAUUGUUUGGACUGUUCAAAAGGACAUUACAAGGUAUUAUUCUUUGCUCAUGACCCAUCAAACACUUGCUGUUUAUCUGGGUAAUCUUAUUGAUAAUACUUACACUGGAGUGUACCAUGUAAACAUCACUAUUUACUUUUAUCCUGUUGAAGAACAUGGCAGUCAUUACAAGCCAAAUUUGGGGAAUUUAGAUUCUGGGUAUGGUUCUGGGGCUGAUCUGAUCUUACCCAUUUCAAGAAAUUUGCCAUUGAAUGAUGGGUUGUGGUUUAAAAUCUUGAAUUCCACUGAUACAGAGUCAAAAGAGUUCAAAAUCCCCCAAAAUGCUUAUAGGGCAGUGUUGGAGGUUUAUGUUUCAUUUCAUGAAAAUGAUGAAUUUUGGUAUGGAAAUUAUCCUAAUGAGUAUAUUGCGGCAAAUAAUCUUACUGGUGUGCUGGGGAACGGACCUUUUAGGGAGGUUGUGGUAAGUUUGGAUGGUAGAGUAGUUGGUGCUGUUUGGCCUUUCACUGUGAUCUAUACUGGAGGGAUCAAUCCCCUCCUGUGGAGACCCAUCACUGGAAUUGGGUCAUUUGAUCUCCCUUCUUAUGAUAUUGAGAUUACCCCAUUAUUAGGAACUAUGUUAGAUGGAAAGACGCACAAAAUUGGACUUAGUGUUGCAAAUGCUUUGAAUGUUUGGUACAUAGACGCAAAUUUGCAUAUUUGGUUGGACAGAAAGAGCGAUAAAACAGAAGGACAGCUUUUGAGUCAAAGUAUGUUGCCUCUUGUUGUUUCUUUGGUAUCCAAUUUUACAGGUCUGGAUGGAAAAUUUGUUACCAGUGUUAGUAGGACGUUAUCGUCAACUGGAUGGGUGAAGUCAUCCCAUGGUAAGAUCACAACCAAGUCAACUCAAGAAUUCAAUUACAGUAACUUCAUGGUGAUGGAGAAUGAUGGAAAUCUGCAGAUUAUUAAUCAGGUGAUUGAUUACAAUGAUAGUGUCUAUGCCACGACGCCAUCUUCUUCUGUUCGCUCUAUCAAAUCAUAUAAACGGUUUUCCUUUUACAUGCACUCAGAUGAUGUGGAUCAAGGAAAUGAAACUUAUAGUUCGCUAAUUAAUCUAACAUUGGGUUUUAACGAGAAAAAGAUUGGGGCUUCUGAUGAUGGUUUAUCGGUCAGCUCUCUAAAAAACUUGCAGAAUGGGCAGGGGUAUAUGCUUGUCAAGGGUAACUUGGUAGUCAGUGGAUUGGGGAGUACACAACAAACCUAUCGCUAUAAUGGUGAUAAAUUCUGCUAUUUUAGGAAUGUAAGCAGCUCAAACUACACUAUUCUUUACGAUAAAAUGAGCAACACUUGCGCCAAAAGAAAAUGGUCUCAUUCAGGUUUUGGGCUUGGCAAAUGGUGGUUUUUUCCCACUCGAAGGCCUUUUCUGGCACCUGUUUUUCAUGGCAAUAAAGGAGGGAUCUAA
Messenger RNA from Ilex paraguariensis (yerba mate), 1857 nucleotides. Lineage: Eukaryota; Viridiplantae; Streptophyta; Magnoliopsida; Aquifoliales; Aquifoliaceae. The record is from the annotation of a GenBank genome assembly.